This is a messenger RNA of Nicotiana tabacum (common tobacco), 2775 nucleotides long. RefSeq lists its product as uncharacterized. The record is from RefSeq and is a predicted model, not a curated record. Gene Ontology annotation, cellular component: vacuole. NCBI's taxonomy places the organism in Eukaryota, Viridiplantae, Streptophyta, Magnoliopsida, Solanales, Solanaceae.
AACCUACCAGCUGCCAGACAUGAGAGCCAUACAGUUGCACAAUUAUAAUGCAUUGACCUUUUCCUAUUCCAAAUCUUACUCGUCUUUUUCAUUCUUUUAACCUUUACAUCAACGUAAUGUUAGGUAUCUUUCCUUUUCUUAAGGAAAAAAUACAUAUGUUGCCUUUUAAACUUGUGCAGAAAAAUUAUCAAAGAAGAUUUUGAAACACAAAUUAUAGAAUUCAAAAGCAAAACCAUUAUGAUGCUAUCAGAAUUGGUUCGAAAACAGGGAAGAGGAAAAUUUUGGUUCUUGACUGGAGUUCGACAAUCCUCGGCAGAUUUUACCCUUUUGAAUCUAACUGGUUAUGAUGUAAUUCAUUCGUACCAAGUUGAGUGCAGGUUCUAAACCUGUUUUUUAGCCUCUUACACUGGAUUACUGAUUUCAACUGUGUAAUAUAUGAGGUGUGCAGAAAUUGAUAUCAAUAUACGAGUUCCUCAUUCUUUUGUUUCACAUUAUAUAAGAGUUUGAAGAUCAAUUCUUGAGUUGGAUGCCUAUAGGAGUCAUCACUAUUUGUGAUUUUGCGGCACAGUCUCAUUUUUAUCAAUGGUGUCACGGAAAUAGCCUAUUUGUGCAAAUCACCCUAAUUUAUUGUUGUUGCCUUGUUGUACAAAUUAUGUAUAUCUCGUUAAACAAAUUACCAAACUAAUCUUGUGUAGUCAGAAGGAAAGUCCUGCAUCUGACUUUGGUAAUUCUGCUUCCUCGGAAGCAGGCCCUUCAACUAUUCCAUUGUUCCAUUUCACUUUGUUCGCACUCCAUUUUCCAUUUGCUAUAACAAGAACCAAAACAUGAACAGUUGAAUACACACCAGAAGAAGGUAUAGUGCCCACAGUUUUCACUUCAGAAACUGUGUUACCCAUUGAAGAAUCUACUCAUUCCAUCUCAGGUAACUGAUUCUCCGGACACCCUGUUGAAAUCCAACUACACCAAAGACAGUACCUUUUUUCGUAGAAUGAUGAAUUCUGAUUCAAUCUUCCUCCUACCAUCAAGCAACAAGCCAAUGGCAAUACCCACAAAGGAGGAGGAAGAAGAAGAAGAACCACCAAUUUCCACCACUACUUUGCUUUCUUUUGACACAGAUUCUUCUUCCCCGUCUACUCCUCCUAAACACCCUUUGACUACUCUAAUUUUCACAGCACUAAUUCUUGUCACUUGUUUAGCUGUCUCUGCCGCUUUUGCCUUUGGUUUCCUCUUCUUUUCCUCCUCUUCACGUCCUUCUCUAUCCAUUUCUGAUGAUGUAUCAGUUAGGCCACUCAAGAAACUCAAACGUCCAGUUGUUCUCUUGGUUUCCUCAGAUGGGUUUCGCUUUGGGUAUCAGUACAAGACAGAUACCCCUAAUAUCAAUAGAUUGAUCAAGAAUGGAACAGAAGCUGAAUUGGGUUUAAUACCUGUGUUCCCAACUCUGACUUUUCCUAAUCAUUAUGCUAUUGUUACUGGUUUGUACCCUGCUUAUCAUGGUAUUGUUAACAAUUAUUUUCUUGAUCCCAAUACUGGUGAGGCUUUUAGUAUGAGGAGUUAUGAUCCCAAGUGGUGGCUCGGGGAGCCGCUUUGGGAAACUGUGGUCAAUCACGGUCUUAAAGCUGCUACUUAUUUUUGGCCUGGCUCUGAGGUUAAUAAAGGAGGUUGGACUUGUCCCCAAUCUCUAUGUCUUAUGUAUAAUGGUUCUGUUCCAUUUGAAGAAAGAGUUGAUACUGUUUUGAACUACUUUGACUUGCCAAGUGAUGAAAUUCCAUCGUUUAUGACGCUCUAUUUUGGAGACCCUGAUUAUCAGGGUCACAAGGUUGGCCCGGAUGAUCCUCAGAUCACUGAAGCCAUUACAAGAGUUGAUGGGAUGAUUGGGAGGUUGAUCCGAGGUUUAGAGGAAAGAGAGGUUUUUGAGGAUGUGAACAUCAUAAUGGUGGGUGAUCAUGGUAUGGUUGGCACUUGUGAUAAAAAGCUAAUCUUUUUGGAGGAUUUGGCUCAGUGGAUUGAAAUCCCAAAGGAUUGGAUACAGUCAUAUAGUCCAUUGCUUUCCAUUCGUCCACCACCAAGUUACUCCGCCAAGGAUGUGGUUACCAAGAUGAACAGGGGCUUAAAGUCAGGGAAGGUUAAGAAUGGUCAGUAUUUGAAAGUGUAUCUGAAGGAGGAGCUCCCUGCUCGGCUUCAUUAUUCAGCGAGCGACCGAAUACCACCCAUCAUUGGGUUGAUUGAUGAAUCAUUUAAGGUCGAGCAGAAGAGCUCAAAAAGGAAAGAGUGUGGUGGAUCUCAUGGGUAUGACAAUGCAUUCUUCUCAAUGAGGAGCAUCUUCAUUGCACAUGGUCCUCAGUUUGCCAGAGGCCGUAAAGUCCCAUCUUUUGAGAAUGUUCAGAUUUAUAAUCUGAUUACCACAAUCCUUAAUAUACAAGGAGCUUCUAACAAUGGGACAACAUCAUUUCCAAAGACGAUUCUUUUACCCGGCCACUAAGACAUUUUUGAGAAAGCUAAUUAGGGAUGUGAGAUAAUAUUUGUAUGCUUCACUUAGCAAUUUAAGGUGAUGAACACAAAUUCAGAGAUGUAGGAAACAAAAAGUAAGAUCCUUUUAGAUGUUUUUUUCUUCCUCUGAAUCUUCCUUUACUUCAUUUUAAAACUUUCUUUUUGGGCAAUCUUAGUUCCCUAUAUGUACACAAACAAGGUUGUGUAUGCUCCAAGUUAUAUCAAUGGAAACUCAGACCCUACCAUGUGGAAAACGAAAGCCAUUGAAUUGAAGGGGCAAUUUGAUUU